Bacillus rossius redtenbacheri is the source of this 5564-nucleotide messenger RNA. It is a transcript of the gene Nup188, whose product is annotated as nucleoporin Nup188. Gene Ontology annotation, molecular function: structural constituent of nuclear pore. The record is from RefSeq and is a predicted model, not a curated record. Bases 143 to 5464 code for a protein of 1773 amino acids. Gene Ontology annotation, cellular component: nuclear pore inner ring. The transcript is spliced from 25 exons. Gene Ontology annotation, biological process: protein import into nucleus; RNA export from nucleus. Lineage: Eukaryota; Metazoa; Arthropoda; Insecta; Phasmatodea; Bacillidae.
UUAGAUCUGGCGGCAUUCCGGCAUGCAUGGCUUUAGUGGAUAAAUAUUAUUUUUCAAUGAUAGAGAUUUCAGUGGUUUUGAAUUUUAUAGUUGGAGAAUAAGCCUAAAUAUAUGGCUAGAUCAGUAGUAAUUUCAUUUAAAUAUGGAUUUGUCGGAAUUUAAAGCGAUUUUUGUGUGCAACAGAACCCUAUGGAAGGUGAUAUCGAGCCACAACUGCUUGCCCAAGUCGUUUGUGAGCGAGCAGUUACAAGCAGCGGCUCAGCAGCUCAGGGGCGGCGUGCAGUUCUUCAAGCCUCCGAGCGAGGCAUCUGACGCUCGAGUAAAGAAGUAUGUCGAAGCAGCGAUGAGAGCCAGUGCUGGAAGGGAUGUCCUCUGCAAUCUCCUUUUCGAAAGAAUUAACAAAUUUCUGGCCCUGGAUGCAGAGCAGGCCUGGGACUUAAUGCGCUACUAUCUUCUGUACGGAUUCAAGGGCGAGCCGGAGGACUUGGCAUUGUACUUGGAGGAUCGCCAUAAGAACGAGUUGAUCUCGAAAGACAUUGAGAAGUUCUACAGGAGUGAAAGGCUUCAUCUGCUCAAAUGUAUCAAUGCAGCAUUAACUUUCUCGGGGAUGGAGAGUCACCCUCUAAAAGAUCUGUUGCGAGAGGUGAUGGGCGCGGAGGCAAGCAUCGUGCAGUCGACGAUCUCGCAAGUGCGGUCGCUGCUGUCGGCGGCUGUGCCCUCUGCGCGCUCCCACGGGGAGCUGGUGACCAAGGCCUACCAGAAGCAGUGGUACUACAGGAACCUCCAGGAACAGGUCGACGCUGCCCACAACCUGCUGCUGUCCGUGUCGGGCCACAGGGUUGAGCCGAGCUCGGUGCAGGAAAUUGUGGCCCUGUGCGUGUCACACGAUUUCGGCCGGCGCCAGCCAGAUGUCUCUGUGUUUGAGGAGAAAGCCAGGAACCUGUUUCAGAAAAUAGGGUACCUGGAGGUGCUUGUGAUUCUGAAGUCCUUGGCUCUGGACAGUUUGGAAGAAAGCCAGCUGUACCGGGAAGAGGUCGUGUUCAGGGAGGUGAGCUCGAUGAUGGACAAGCUCGGGCACCGGCCGGAGCACGGCCCCGUCCUGCUGGCGUGGAUGAUCGUGGUCCAGUGCCACCCGGACAUGGACCAAGAUGCCAAGAGCAAGUACGCGAGACUCGGCUCCCAGGUCAUCAAGCUGGACGUCUUCACUUUCUUGGAGAGCUUGCUUUCCGAGACUGCGUUCAAGGAGCAACCUAACUGUGCAGCCAUUGCCCACGAAGUAGUUUAUUGGCUGCUGUUUUCACUGGUGGAUAACUUCGAAGUGGACGACUGGAACGACCUGCCGAAGAUCUACUCUGCGACGGCAGUGUGCCUGCGAAACAGAGCGACGCUGGACCUGUACUGGGGCGAGGAGCCGGGACGUGGCCUCAACUCCUUGUGCAGCCUCGCGGCCAGGAGCUUCCCGGCGGUGCCGCUGCCCUUCAGCUCGAUCGUGGAGUCGCUGGCGCAGUGUGGCCCGGCCAGCGUCCGCAGGCUGGUGGAGGUGUUGCGGGCGAUCCCUUGCUACGGGGACGAGCUAGAUGCUGCCACCGCCGCCUCGCUCCUGCAGCCGGUCACCUCCAGCGUGUUCCUUGCUCGUCACGACCACACCACCGGCACGGGGCUGGCCGUCCCGACAGGCACCGUGUGCCACGUCCUGGUCAAGAAGGAAACAACCAUCGUCUCGUGGGACAUCACCUACAGUUUCUUCCACGUGGUUUCCCAUGAGCUCGCUACUUUCGUCUCCCAGGUGUAUGUGACUUCCAAUGUUGAAAAGUUUGCAAAAUUGGUCUCGCUUCUUACAUGCUUGAGUAACUUGAUGAAUUCAAAGUGCAUUGUGGAAGGUGACAUUGUUUUUCCUGUUGAAACAAUUUUCAAGCUGAUAGAAAGGUUCAGCAAUGUUCCUUCGAUUCCAUCUGAGAUAUUAGCUCGUUGCUUGGACAUAGUGACCGCAUUGUGGCCAAAAUAUUCCAGCGAAAUCGCAACUCGUCUUGGGGUUUUGAAGUUCUUGCCGUCCAUCCAGGCCCAAGUAUUGCCCUCGACUGACUCCAAUAUGUUAGAAAUGUAUCAUUGUGGCUCUCUAGGGCUGAUUAUCAUCAAUACUGAAUGUGGUGCUAAGCGUUACCCGCUUCUUAUCAGCUACCUAAAGUUUGUGGAGCUACUCAUGAAGCCGGACGCAGCCGUCGGUCAGGCGAGUGCAGACGCCUCGGCCAAGCCCCUGGAGGCUGCGAUAGAGAAGAACUACAAGCUGCUGCUGCCGGCGGUGCAGUACGUGCUGCAGGAGGUGUUCCCUCAGCACGGCUUCUGGCAGUACGAGAGCAGGGGCGAGCGCGACGCGGUGACGCUCGCCUGCCUGCAGACCCUGCAGAGGGUGCUGGCCAUCGAGGAGGGCGUCGCGAGCAGCUCCCCCGUGUCUGUGCUGCACGGCCUGUGCUACCGGUUCCUGCUGGAGGAGGAGGGGGCCAAGCCCCUGCUCAAGAUUGUCGGCACAGGGAACGAGGUUCUGUGCAUUCUGAUGGAGCAACAAAUGAGCUGGCUGGAGGGACCGGGGUUGAAGUACAUCAGCAUCGUGCGGCUGGCUCUGGCCAUCCUUGGCCGAGUGCUGCUGCUUCACUCCAACAAGAAAGGUGUGUUGUCCCCCCUGGAAGAACUGAUCUACUCUGACCGGAACGAUAGCUGCGGGUGUCGCAUCAUCGAAGUGGUGGUCAGCUAUGUUCAUAACAGCUACAACUCCUACCUCGCUACGCUGGCCGUGGAGGUCCUCAGAAGAUUUGCACUGGCGCUGCCCACGUCCUUGAAGAUGUGCAUGGGCAUGGACCCGGACGUGAUCCGCUUCACGUUCCUGUCGGGGCUGAAGAACAAGGAGGAGGCGCCCCACCUGAAGGCGGCGGUGCUGAACUUCGUGAGGGCGUGCGUGGAGAAGCAGGCCGGGCUGGCGGACGUGUUGUUCUGCAUACAGAGCCCGCAGCGGGACGACCUGUCCUGGCUCCCUCCCAAGCCCUUCAAGGAGCGCGAGCAGGGCGGGUGCCUGGUGUACGCCUGCUUCGUCCUCGAGAGCGUGCUGAGUGAACCUGAAAGGAUAAAGCACGAAGAAUACACUUCAGUCAUGAAGCUGCUGUAUGCUCUAUGGGUUCACAGGAGAACUGGCAUUCUUGAAUUCUUAAGAAAUCGAAAAAAUUUUUGGAACCAUUUCUGCUAUCCUCUCUUCAUUAAUCCUUAUUUUGACACUUGUGGCUACCAGUACAUCUUCAACAUACUCAGCAUGGAACUGUUCGACUUGUAUGGGAAAGUGGCUCCUGAGCUGCAGGAGAACCUCGACAAGCUGUUUGAUCCAGCAAAUAAGUACCUGGAGAUGUGGGCCAAGUUUGUUCCCGCGUCGCUGCUGGAGGAGCACCGCGCCAAGGGGCGGGGCGGCCUGGACGGUGUGGCGCUGCUGCUGCUCUGGAAGAACUUCCUGCUGAUCGCCCUGGGCAUGGAGGACCGGCACGUGGCCCCGGAGCAGCGCGGUCUCCUGGCGGGCAGCGUGAUGGGGGCCCUGCUGGACGAGCUGGGGCGGCGCGCCAACCAGCUGACCGGCGCCCUGCUGGCCGAGCUCUACCUCUACCUCAUCGGCGACUGGAAGGGGGACUGUUUUGCAGAUAAGGUUCGUGGUCGGGACCAGAUAGUGAGGCUGCUGCAGACAGUUGCGGAGUCGUGCAGCAUCUUGCACACGCGUUGCGUGGAGGCAGUGCUUGGCCUGUCGCUGCCGGCAGUCACUGCCCUGAGUGGACAGUUCAAACAAGACGUGGUUUCUUCAAGCAUCAUGCAGUCCUGCAUCACUCUUGUAUCGUACGAGAUAUCUGUCCUGUGCCAGUCUCCAGACAUUGACGAACAGCAGACCAAGGAUGGCAGUGCACUGAGCAAGAAGUCUAUGCCCUUCGUGCUGGCAAUGCGAUUGCUGUCCAAGCUGGUGCUCGAACUGGACAGCAGUGACUCGUGGAAAGCACACUUCAAAGCCACUAGGAUAAUGGACAUUAUUCUCGCAGCGACGAGAAGGUUCCUUCAGAUAACAUCACACCUGCCGCUUGCGGUUGAGUGUGUGGACGUAAUUGCAAUAAUUGCAAAUUCAUCGCUUUCCUCCAGUCUAAAGAAUUUGGACUUGCCGACGAAUUUGUUCAUACAUUUGUUGCCGCCUAUAGAGACUCAUGGACCACAGGCGGUGUGGCUCCAGACGCAGUGGGUGACGCUGUACAGGUCGCUGCUCACGGUUGUGACCUCGCUGCUGCGGAGGAACGGGGUCCACUUCCUGGACGACGCUGUCACCUUCGUGGCGGUGCACGAGCGCCACCUGGUGUCGGCGAUGCUCAUCACCCAGCACUCCUUGGAGCAGACGCACACCGAACUGGCGCGCUCUGCCCUCCUCCUGCUGCAGGAGAUGACUCGCUGGCAUGCCCAGUGGGCUCAGCGGCAGUACCAGUCCCUCACCCACGCACUGAGUGGCAUCAUCAGUUGUUUGGAGUACUGCGUGUCGUUCUGGGUGAAACCAGCAGUGAUCAGUAAUGUGCUGGAAAAGAAACUCCUCACUAAUAAACAGAAAUUAAAUGAAUUUCGGUCUGCUCCAAUCGAGCACACAGCCGAGUUUGCCAGUGUUUGUAAUAGGCUCCUGCAGCUCAUCAUAAUUUCGCUAGCGUGCCUCCUCCCGUUCAGCCCGCGGCUGGAUGACCUGGUCACUUCGUACUCCGAGACUGAGAGGACUUGGCUGCCGAUAGUCGAGAUCAGCUUUGCUCUUCCGUGCGUCCACAGCGAGCCCAGGUCCGUGCUCGCCAUUGGCACCGUCGUGAAGAUCAUUCACACCUGCGUCCAGUCACUCCUCAAGACAGCGCGGUCUCCGUCCCCGCGCAGGAUGUUCUCCGCGUCGUCCGUGCACCCGGCCCUGAACCCCUCGUGGGUGGGCGUGCUGGACAAGGGCAGUGUGGCCGUGGCGCUGGAGAUGAGCCUCCAGUUGACGUGCGCUCAGGGAAUACUGCUGCUGCGUAGCGCGACUGUGCCCGACCGAGACAAGCACCACCUGCAGCGAGAGCUCAUCUCCGUCCUGACUUUGCUGCUGGAGUACGCGCGCCGUAAUUUCCGCGAGAGCUGGGACUCGUUGAGGCAGCACUCGGUGGUCCAGAGCGACGGGGAGACGUCGGUGGCGGACAGCCCCGGCUCCACGUCGUUGAAGAGGUCGCUGGGCUCGUCGCCGUCCGGCACGACCAAGUCGCCCGCCACCCCGAGGGCCGGCAAGACCCCUACCAGGAACCUCACGGUGCCGCGCUCGGCCGGCAAGUCGCCGGUCACCGACUCUGGUCGGAGGAGGUCCAGCGGGGAGAACGACGUGCCUCCGCAGUUCCUGUUUGCACGCGAGGAUUGUCUGCAGUGCUUGAUAAAUGUGUUCGGUCACCACCGAUAGAUUUUCAUACUUGUACAUAACUGAAUGCAUUUUGUAUGUGAUUGUUACAACCAUGGAAAAGUUUGUAUUAUUAACAAUUUCAUUAAUGUGCGACAGACUG